Verruconis gallopava is the source of this 1890-nucleotide messenger RNA. RefSeq lists its product as uncharacterized. NCBI's taxonomy places the organism in Eukaryota, Fungi, Ascomycota, Dothideomycetes, Venturiales, Sympoventuriaceae. Bases 155 to 1738 code for a protein of 527 amino acids. Gene Ontology annotation, molecular function: RNA binding. The record is from RefSeq and is a predicted model, not a curated record. The transcript is spliced from 2 exons.
CGAAUCGCAUCGCUUUCAAUAAGACUCAUUUCACGAAGCAUCGAACAAUUGUUCUGCUUGGGAAUCAAGGUCGUCUUCUUGUCUUGUUUCGGAUCAACCGAUGCGGUGAUAAAAAUAUUUUUGUUGUUUGCCCCAGUGUCUUGAUGGCCAUCUGAUGAUGCAUCGAACAUUCAUUUCGGGAGGCUCCUUGAAGUGCCUCAGCGCCAAUGGCUAUCUAUCAUCGAAGAGCACAUCAGACUUGACGUCCAAGACGUUCACGAGGUCCUUCGGCAAGCAUAAAACCAAAAAGGGCACCACAUUUCUUCUCGAUCCCCAAUUGCGUGCCGAUCGCUUAAAGGCCGCCGGAGAACAAGCAUUGCAAGCAAAAUAUGAGCGUAAUGCAUACAACAAGCGCUACCGUGAGCGACGACAGGAACUCGCGGACAAGAAGAAGGAGAAAGAUGACGACAAAAAGAAAAUUUCAGCUGCAGGAAUAUACAUGGCUGCAAUUAAACAGCCAGCAAAAGACGCGAUGAAAGCAAUGAAGGAGGAUUGGGAACUGGGUCCGUUAGCACCUAGAAGAGAUGUCGGUGAAAUGGCGGGCAGAUUGGGUACUGUCGAUAUGGGAUUGCAUCACCUACAUCCCCUUAGCAAAAGGCAGAAGGAGGAGGUGAAAAAGGCAAUGGGGGACAAUGAGUUCCGAGUGCAUGAUCGCGUUGUUGUUCUGACGGGAAGGGAUAGAGGCAAGAUCGGGCAAAUUCUCGAAAUUGAUGAAGAGAACUUGAGUGCUACUAUUGAUGGCAUAAACAAGAUUCCGAUCCAUGUGCCAAAAUACAUGGCUCAAUAUGACUCCGACGACCGCGACUUCCGUGUCCUUCGCAGAAAUGUUCGUCUCCACGAGAUCAGACUUGUCUGCCCCAUUCGUGACCCCGACACACAAAAGGUUCGCGAAGUCAUUCUUGAUCGUAUGGAUCUCAAGAAGGUACUCGUUUACGCCCCUGGCAAGACGGCCGACAUCGAAGCGGGCUCAACCCCCCUGCCGACUGACCAGGGCGAAACAAUACAACGUGAAAGUAAAGAAGCGUAUGAGUUGGAGGACUACAAAUGGAAGACCAUUAGGUAUAUCCCAGGCACAACCACCGAGAUCGUAGAUCACUCCGAAAUCUAUGAUGAACACAACUACGACGCCGAAUAUGGUCCUGAUGAUACGCUACUAGUUUCUGUGCACGCGCAAACCUACUGGCCCGAGAUCAUUGAACAUCCAAUGCCGCCUAGCGUCCUUAAGGAAAUUAGCUUGAAGGGCAGGAAGGAGGUCACUAAAUUCAGCGAGAAAAUUGAGGAUUCUAUCCGCGAAAAGGCUGAGGCCAAGGCACGUAAACAGUUCGAGCUUCAGGACAAGAUCCGAACUCCUCUCCAGGAACUCAAGCAGGAGAUCAGAAAAGUUCAACGAGAGGCUCUCAGGGCCAGGAGGGCGGAAUUUAUAGGUCCCAGUGACGCUGUAGAGUUACGUGGACAGAAUCAAGCGCAGUCUCCAGUAAACUCGUAUGAGAAAGGAGAAGUUGAAAGCGAGAACUCACAACAACACGUCACGAAACCGCAACCCGUUUCGGACGUCAUGAUUCAAAUUGGACGGGCAAUGGCGAUCAAUUGGGCUAAGAAUCCUAAUGUCGUUACUGGCAAUAGGAGAAGACUUUUGGAUGAGGUCCUUGAGCAGGAGGUGGCCACUACGCAAGUGACAGGUACAGAGGCUAGAGUGUAACAUUUAUUCAUCGUCGAUUCGUGUUGCAAUGUAGUACUAGUUGUAGAUUUCCAAUGCAAGAUUCGAAGGUUGAGCGUAAUAUCACAUACACAACGAAUCUGCUCGCUCUACUAUACAGACAUUUGUCUACGGUUUUGUUCAGUGAAUAUCAC